Molecule: messenger RNA, 1784 nt
Organism: Mercurialis annua (annual mercury)
Lineage: Eukaryota; Viridiplantae; Streptophyta; Magnoliopsida; Malpighiales; Euphorbiaceae
Product: alanine--glyoxylate aminotransferase 2 homolog 1, mitochondrial-like
Exons: 9
Coding region: 8-1645 (545 amino acids)
Biological process (GO): glyoxylate catabolic process
Cellular component (GO): mitochondrion
Molecular function (GO): L-alanine:glyoxylate transaminase activity; pyridoxal phosphate binding
Source: RefSeq, a predicted model, not a curated record
AGUAGAUAUGCUUGUAUCAAAGCUUUGUUUGGUUCUAAACAAUAGAGAAAUAAUAUGUAAUAAAAAGUUAAACUUACCAAAAACAGAAAGAUCAGAAAACAUUUCUUCUAUGCUCGCCAACUCUUCCUAUAAAACAACUCUUCUCAUCUCUCCUAUUGCCAACUCUCCCAAGCUCACUUACUCUCAAAAAAUGGCAUUAUACACCCACAUCUUCAAAAGAAUCACACAAAAACCCAAACCCAAAUCUUUUCCUUACAAUUCAGUCCCUACAUUCUCAUCUUUUUCUACUACGAAUUCUGCUGCUACUUGUAUUGAUGAUCCUCCUCUGCCACAGAUUCCUCCAUUUGAUUAUACGCCGGAGCCAUACAAAGGUCCGCUGGGUGAUGAGAUUCUCAGCAAACGAAACAAGUUUUUGGGGUCCAUUCUUUUUCACUAUUAUGAAAAACCAUUGAAUCUUGUUGAAGGAAAAAUGCAAUAUUUAUUUGAUGAAAAUGGAAGGAGAUAUUUGGAUGCAUUUGCUGGAAUAGUGUCGGUGUCAUGUGGGCAUUGCCAUCCUGAGGUUUUGAAGGCUAUAAUUCAACAAACCAAGCUUCUUCAGCAUACUAAUACUAUUUAUUUGCAUCAUGCUGUUGCUGAUUAUGGCGAGGCUUUAGCCGCUAAAAUGCCCGGGAAUCUUAAGGCUGUGUUUUUUGUAAAUUCGGGGUCAGAAGCAAGUGAAUUAGCAACGCUGAUGGCUAGACUUUACACCGGUAAUCUUCACAUGGUCUCUCUAAGAAAUUCAUAUCAUGGUGGAAGUUCUAGUACCGCCGGCCUAACCGCUUUAGGCAUGUGGAACUACGCUAUACCGCAGGGAGAUGUUCAUCAUGUUAUAAACCCGGAUCCAUAUCGAGGAGUCUUUGGUUCGGAUGUUCCUAAAUAUGUCAAAGAUGUGGAAGAUCACCUUGAAUAUGGCACUUCCGGAAGAGUUGCUGGAUUUAUAGGCGAAACAAUUCAGGGAUUUGGAGGAGUAACUGAAGUGGCACCUGGAUACCUGAAAAGGGUUUAUGAGCUUAUACGUAAGGCUGGUGGUCUGUGCAUUGCUGAUGAAGUUCAAACUGGAUUUGGUCGCUUAGGAAGCCAUUUUUGGGGUUUUGAGGCACAUGGAGUCAUGCCUGAUAUUGUUACCAUGGCCAAGGGCAUUGGCAAUGGUUUACCAUUAGGAGCAGUGGUGACAACACCAGAAAUAGCGAAAGUGAUGGCGAAAAAUGUUCAAUAUAGUACAUUUGCUGGAAAUCCCGUGUGUUCAGCCGGGGCUCAUGCUGUUCUAAGAGUGCUCGAAAGAGAUAAGCGUCAACAACAUUGUGCUCAAGUCGGUUCCCACUUGAUUACCCGCUUGAAACAUCUUCAGCAGAAACACGACAUCAUCGGAGACGUGAGAGGGAGUGGCUUAAUGCUGGGGAUAGAACUUGUGACAGACCGAAAAGCAAAGACUCCGGCUAAGGAUGAAACUGGAGUUGUGUUUGAGAAACUUAGAGAGCUGGGUGUUCUAAUUGGGAAAGGAGGACUACAUGCUAAUGUUUUUCGAAUAAAACCACCAAUGUGUUUUACCAAAGAUGAUGCAGAUUUUCUUGUGGAUGCUAUGGACUAUGCAAUGUCAAAGCUAUGAGGAUCUUAUCUCUUUUCAACACUAUAAAUCUUUGAAUGUAGAAAUCAAAAAAAUAAGGAUCAAUUUAUAAGCAGAAAGUACAUUCUACUAGCAAAUGUAAGAAAAUAAUAAAUUUAAGAAAUGGAAUUGAUUUCUCAAA